AUGUCCGAAAUCGUGACCGAGUCCGUGCGAGACGGAAAAACCGGCGAACAGCGCCAAUUAACCUAUACCCAGUGCAAGGUCGUGGGAUCCGGCUCGUUUGGAGUCGUGUUCCAGACCAAGCUGCUGCCCAGCAACGAGGACGCGGCCAUCAAGCGGGUUCUGCUGGACAAGAGGUUCAAGAACCGAGAACUGGAAAUCAUGCGACAGGUGUCGCACCCCAACAUUGUGGAGCUCAAGGCCUUCUUCCACUCCAACGCUGAGAAGGACGACGUCUACCUCAACCUGGUGCUGGAGUACGUGCCCGAAACCGUGUACCGGGCACUGCGACACUUCUCCAAGGCCCGGCUCUCCAUGCCCAACAUUGAGGUCAAGCUGUACACCUACCAGCUGUUCCGAUCGCUGGCCUACAUCCACAGCCUGGGCAUCUGCCACCGAGACAUUAAGCCCCAAAACCUGCUGCUGGACCCCGCUACGGGCAUUCUCAAGCUGUGCGAUUUUGGUUCGGCCAAGAUUCUCGUUCCCGGUGAGCCCAACGUGUCGUACAUCUGCUCACGGUACUACCGAGCCCCCGAGCUGAUAUUCGGCGCCCAGAACUACACCACCAAGAUUGAUGUGUGGUCUGGCGGCUGCGUCAUGGCCGAGCUCAUGCUGGGCCAGCCCCUCUUUCCCGGUGAGUCCGGCAUUGACCAGCUGGUGGAGAUCAUCAAGGUGCUGGGCACCCCCUCGCGCGAGCAGAUUCGAACCAUGAACCCCAACUACAUGGAGCACCGGUUCCCCCAGAUAAAGCCCCAUCCCUUUUCGCGGGUGUUCAAGCGAGGCCCACCCGACGCCAUCGAGCUCAUCACCCCACUGCUCGAGUACAGCCCCGGACAGCGACUGUCUGCCAUCGAGGCGCUCGUCCACCCUUACUUUGACGAGCUGCGGGACCCCGAGACGGUGCUGCCUGACUCUCGAAACCCCAACAAUGCGGUGCGUCAACUGCCCGCUCUGUUUAACUUCACACGACACGAGUUGUCGAUUGCGCCGGAGCUCAACCAGAAGCUGGUGCCGGCCCAUGCCCGGGAGGCGCUGGGCGUGGAUCUCGACAACUUUGUGCCUCUGACCGUGCAGGAGAUGGCCGCAAACCUGUCAUAA
Messenger RNA from Yarrowia lipolytica CLIB122, 1134 nucleotides. RefSeq lists its product as uncharacterized. Gene Ontology annotation, biological process: signal transduction; protein phosphorylation. NCBI's taxonomy places the organism in Eukaryota, Fungi, Ascomycota, Dipodascomycetes, Dipodascales. The record is from RefSeq and is a predicted model, not a curated record. Gene Ontology annotation, molecular function: protein serine/threonine kinase activity; ATP binding; protein serine/threonine/tyrosine kinase activity. Gene Ontology annotation, cellular component: cytoplasm.